UUUAAAUUGAAUUGAAUGGGAAAUGUUACAGGCCGAGUAUAUUCUGGAUCUACAGAAACAACUUACUUUGAUAGGCAGUGAAGCAAGAAGGGAAUCUAAUGGUACCCUUUCUUCAUCCGAGGAUUCUAUACCUAGCAUGACUACUGUAGACAAGCUCCGAGCACAAUUGGAUGAUGCUAUAGCUAGUGAAUGCCCAUUUUGUGGAGAAUUGAUGAUCCGAGAGAUUUCUUUGCCUUUUAUACUUCCUGAGGAAGACCAUCAUGUUGCAUCUUGGGACAUCAAACCAAACGUUGCAUCUGGACCCCAGAGGAGUAUUUCCCUGCCUGUUUGAUUUGGAUAAAUUGUUGCUGAUACUACACCAAUGUAACAUUAGCUCAGUGUGUUUUUUUCUGUUAUUCUUUAAUCCAUUUUCUCUCUGUUUACAUUCUCUUCCCAUGUUAGUGUUUACUGUUUAUGUAAUGAUUUUGAUUUCCAGGGUAAUUUUAUUGACCCAAUCCCCAUUGUAAAUCCUGUGCCUUAUUGUAGCCUUUUUGUUACACCAAUUUUUGUUCCUAUACAAUUUGAAUAUAUUCCUUUUCCUGAUAAAAUUUUCUCUCUUACUAUUUCUUGAGUAAAA
Messenger RNA from Arachis duranensis, 616 nucleotides. RefSeq names its product vacuolar sorting protein 18. The record is from RefSeq and is a predicted model, not a curated record. The transcript has 2 exons. NCBI's taxonomy places the organism in Eukaryota, Viridiplantae, Streptophyta, Magnoliopsida, Fabales, Fabaceae. The coding region runs from base 23 to 331 and encodes 102 amino acids.